AUGGUUGAACAUUCAUGUGUCAAAUACAGCAGCUUUUACCAGGAGACACUCGCGAAUUCCCCGGUUCACUGCAGCGCCGGAUGUCGGUUGUCAGACGGCUGUCUUCUUGUCUGGUACAACAGACAGACGCACCAGUGUCGCCUCAGUGACGUCCAGCAGUAUGAUAUGGCUGGGAAUCCAUUGGGUGAACUUCAGAGUUCCCCGGACUGGACCACAUACAUAAACGGGAAGGACGACUGUACACCCUCCUCCUGCUUGAACGGCGGCACUUGCACAGACGCUAUCGGUAGCUUUAAGUGUGCAUGCCCAACCGGCUACAUGGGCCACAGGUGUGACGUGGACAUCGACCACUGUGCGUCCAAUCCUUGCCUGAAUGGUGGUGUUUGUGUGGACGGACUGUUGUCAUACUCGUGUCUAUGUCCUAGCAGUUACAAUGUCGGACCCCGCUGUCAGUGCCCUUCUACAUGGGAGCUGGUGCAGUCAACUUGUUACCGCAUUUACACAAACACCAACAAUGGGUUCGUCGCAUACAGGGAUUACUCAUACGCAGCACAGUUUUGCACUAAUUUUGGUAGCGGUGCUCAUCUGGGAUCAGUAAAGAACGAGUCUGACCUAAACAACCUCGUGGCUUACACUGGAUCCAGUAGUACGUUUCCCGUCUACCUGUCGGGACGAUACAGUAGCAGCAAUGGCGUGUUUGAGUGGCACGACGGAAGUGCGGUUGAUUUUAACUGGGCGCUCGGGCAACCGGGGAUAACGGAUGCUUGUAUGGCCUAUUACAGUGAGACAGACGCUAAAUCCCCGGUUCACUGCAGCGCCGGAUGUCGGUUGUCGGACGGCUGCCUACUUGUCUCGUACAACAGACAGACGCACCAGUGCCGCCUCAGUGACACUCCUCAGUAUGAUCUGACCGGGAAUCAGUUGGCAGAACUGCAGAGUUCCCCGGACUGGACUACGUACGUCAACGUAAAGGACGACUGUACAUCCUCUACCUGCUUGAACGGCGGCACGUGCAUGGACGCCAUCGGCAGCUUUAUCUGCACAUGCCCAACCGGCUACAUGGGCUACAGGUGUGACGUAGAUAUCGACCACUGUGCGUCCAAUCCCUGCUUGAAUGGUGGUGUUUGUGUGGACGGACUGAUGUCAUUCACGUGUCAGUGUCCGAGCAGUUACAAUGUCGGACCCCGCUGUCAGUGUCCUGCUACAUGGGAGCUGGUGCAGUUAACUUGUUUCCGCGUUUACUCAUACUACUCUAAAGGACUUGUUGCGUACUCUGAUUACUUAUCCGCAGCUCAGCAUUGCACUAGUUUUGGUAGUGCUGCUCAUCUGGGAUCAGUAAAGAACGAGUCUGACCUGAACAACCUCAAGGCUUUCACUCAGUCCAGCAGUACGUUUCCCGUCUUUCUGUCGGCACGAUACAGUAGCAGCAAUGGCGUGUUUGAGUGGCACGACGGAAGUGCGUUGGUACAAGCAACAACGUAUAUGGAGCUAUUCAAAAACAUUCCAAGUUUCAAAUACAGCAGCUAUUACCAGGAGGCAGACGCUGAAUCAUCGGUCCAAUGCAGCGCAAGAUGUCGGUUGUCAGACGGCUGUCUUCUUGUCUCGUACAACCGCCAAACACGCAAGUGUCGCCUCAGUGACGUCAAGCAGUAUGAUCUGACUGGGAAUCAAUUGGCCGAACUUCAGAUUUCCCUGGACUGGAACACGUACGUGAAUAUAAAUGAUGACUGUACGCCCUCCUCCUGCUUGAAUGGCGGUACGUGCACGGACGCCAUCGGUAGCUUCAACUGCGCCUGCAACACCAGCUACAAGGGCCCCCGAUGUGACGAGGACAUUGACGAAUGUGACUCAAAUCCCUGCUUGAACGGUGGUAUAUGCACGAACGCAUUCAUCAGCUUCAUCUGCGCCUGCCCAGCCGGCUACAUCGGCCUACGGUGUGACGUGCACAUCGGCUUUUAG
Molecule: messenger RNA, 1959 nt
Organism: Mya arenaria
Lineage: Eukaryota; Metazoa; Mollusca; Bivalvia; Myida; Myidae
Product: neurogenic locus notch homolog protein 1-like
Exons: 7
Coding region: 1-1959 (652 amino acids)
Biological process (GO): Notch signaling pathway
Molecular function (GO): calcium ion binding; Notch binding
Source: RefSeq, a predicted model, not a curated record